AAGUCGUAGGAUUCAAACAUUUUCACAACAAUCAAUAAAUAAAUAGACAACCCAUUCCCAUUUCCCAUUUUUGAGCUUACCGCUCCUUUUAUUUGUUCUUCAUCGAUCACAGAUCAAUUGACAGACUAUCUUUGUACGAUCCCAAGGCAUCGAUCGAUCUAGACCGAUGCCUGAGAUCGAACAAUUUCCCAAGGGCAUGGCCCCUUGUAAGAGUAGCAGCUUAUUUGGUAACUAUGAGUUAGGAAAGUUACUUGGUUGUGGCGCAUUUGCUAAGGUUUACCAUGCUAGAGACAUUAGAAAUGCCCAAAGUGUUGCAGUCAAAGUUAUCAAUAAGAAAAGAAUUGCCAACCCAACUUUGAUGACAAAUAUCAAACGUGAAAUCUGCGUUAUGCGUCGACUAUGCCACCCCAAUAUUGUGAAGCUUUUCGAAGUUUUGGCCACAAAAACUAAGAUCUAUUUCAUCAUGGAGUUUGUCAAAGGAGGAGAAUUGUUUAGUAAAAUUUCCAAGGGUCGGUUCAGUGAAGAUCUCAGCUGUAAGUAUUUCCAACAACUCAUCUCAGUCAUACAAUAUUGUCAUUCUCGUGGGGUAUACCAUCGUGAUCUAAAGCCAGAAAAUCUCCUUGUUGAUGAAAAUGGUGAUCUGAAAGUUUCAGAUUUUGGACUUAGUGCCUUAACGGAUCAAGUACAACAAGAUGGACUAUUGCACACGCUUUGUGGAACGCCAGCAUACGUAGCACCAGAGAUUCUAACGAAGAAAGGAUAUGAUGGAGAAAAAGUGGAUAUUUGGUCAUGUGGGAUCAUUCUUUUUGUGUUAAAUGCUGGUUACUUGCCAUUCAACGAUCCAAAUCUAAUGGUCAUGUAUAAAAAGAUUUACAAAGGUGAGUUUCGAUGUCCCAAAUGGAUGUCAUCCGAUCUCAAGCGAUAUUUAUCUCGCCUUUUAGACAAUAAUCCCCUGACAAGAAUUACCAUUAAUGACAUUAUUGAUGAUCCUUGGUUCAGGAAAUGUCUCAGAUGUGUUAAAUUCUUUGAAGAGGAUAUUGACUACUCUAACAGUAUUGAUCACACUAAGGAGCGCCCUCAAGAUAUUGAUAUUAAGAAAACAUCCAUGAAUGCAUUCGAUUUAAUUUCAUUUUCUUCGGGAUUGAACCUUUCCCCAUUAUUCAAUGAGUCUUUUAACCCAAUGGAAAAUUCGGAAAAGGUUGUGGUUAAAGGGUCACCGAAGAAAAUAAUAGAGAAAGUGGAGGAGUUUGCAAAGAAGGAGAAUUUUAAUCUAAAGAGGAUGAGACAAUGGGGAAUGGAGAUCAAAGUGCAAAAUGGUAAAUUUACCAUGACCAUUGAUAUUUACAGUUUAACAGAUUUUUUGGCAGUUGUGGAAGUUGAAAGAACAUAUGGGGAUGCUGGAUUGUAUAAAGAGCUAUUGAAAAAUAAAAUUAAGCCAAUAAUUCUAGGGCAACAACUACCAGAACUCCUGGCUUCUGGUAGCUAGAUUUCACAUGCAUCUAUUGGAUCUUGUUUUUUAUUUUUAUUUUAUUACAUUUAUUGAAUAUGUAAUGCGUAUGAAAAAAGAAAAUGAAAAGCAAUAUUCGUUAGUGUGCUUUGUAAAUUACAAAAAUAUAUGUGUGAAAAGUUAUUAAAGGACAUGGGAAGUUUCAUCAAAUUCCCAUACUAUUAGUUAAA
Lycium barbarum (goji berry) is the source of this 1677-nucleotide messenger RNA. Its product is annotated as CBL-interacting serine/threonine-protein kinase 11-like. The record is from RefSeq and is a predicted model, not a curated record. Bases 167 to 1486 code for a protein of 439 amino acids. NCBI's taxonomy places the organism in Eukaryota, Viridiplantae, Streptophyta, Magnoliopsida, Solanales, Solanaceae. Gene Ontology annotation, molecular function: ATP binding; protein kinase activity. The transcript has a single exon. Gene Ontology annotation, biological process: protein phosphorylation; signal transduction.